This is a messenger RNA of Closterium sp. Naga37s-1, 6666 nucleotides long. The record is from the annotation of a GenBank genome assembly. Lineage: Eukaryota; Viridiplantae; Streptophyta; Zygnematophyceae; Desmidiales; Closteriaceae.
AUGUUGAAAGAAAUUUGUGGCGACACGACUCUUUCUAUCGCUGGUCCGUCCUGUUUCAAGCAGUUCAGGAAUGUUACCAUGUUACCAUUGGUGCUCCUCGCUCACACACCCCCCUCGCGGCCCCCCCCUCACACCCCCCCACCCACCACCUCCCUUCGCCAUGUCCACCCCCUCCCCACCCACCACGCCCCCUCGCCACCCCCCCUCGCCAUACCCCGCCCUUUACCCACGCCUCUUCACCACGCCCAUUCGCUCUACUCCGCACCCCGCCCCCUCGCUCCCUUCCCGCCUUCCACGCCCCCUCCAUCCCCCCCCACCUCCCCGCCAAGAACUUUUGCAUUCCGAGAAUUCUCACAAUUCAUCCCCGGAACGGCCGCCUCUCUCCCUCCUCCCUUCCUCACGCCCCCUCCCCCCCUUCCUCGCGCCCCCUCCCCCUCCUCCUCACGACUCUCCCCCCUCCCUCUCUCUCCUCACGCCCCCUCUCCCCCCCUCCUCACGCCCCCUUCCCCCUCUCCUCACUCUCCCCACCACGACCCCCGGCAGGAGGCGAUAACGAACCAGUGCAUUGAUUGGUCGGCGCAGCUGGAGAUCACGUUCCAGAUGGCCUCGCAAGAGAUUCAGCUGCUGUCGAGUCUGGUGACGGUGUUCUACUUUGGGAAGCAAGGCGACGCCAGACUCGACGAGCCCUCGUUCCGGGACUACAUCAACCAGACGCACUUCUCGCGCCCAUUUGCCUCCAACGUUGGCUUCGCGCCCUUCCUCAGAAGCUCCGAUCGAGACGCCUUCGAAGCACUCAUGAGGCGGAAGCAGCAGCAGCAGCAGCAGCAGCAGCAGCAGCAGCAGCAGCAGCAGGAAAUCAUGAGCAGCUGUAUACACGCCCCCAACGCCUCAUGCAUGCCACAGCAGCCGCUCUACGCGCCGCUGCUCUUCACAGAUCGCUACGUGCCCAUGCCCGGCCAGUCCUUUCUGGGACUCGACAUGCUCUCCAGUGAGUGCUCCUCACUCCACCUUCCCUUGCUGCUUCUUUCUGUCCCCGGGCCAUGCCCGGCCGGCCAGUCCUUUCUGGGGCUCGACAUGCUCUCCAGUGAGUGCUCUCCACCUGCCCUUGCUGCGGAGUCGUUUCCUGAGUUGAGGGAAGCUGCGCGGAACGUUCCCCAAGCGGGGCCGUCGGGGCUGCUGGCAGCACCACCGGCGGGGCAGCCCCGGGAGACACACCACCCGUUGACAGGUGCAGCGGUGGGGCGUGUGUUUGACUCUACACGCGGCGAGCGCCAGCUGGUGCAUGCAGGGUGCCCGCAUGGAGUCGGGGCGUGCAACAGCAGUAGCACGGCGGGCGGCACGUUCUUUCCAGAGCGCCGUUUGCUGGACCUUGGGAACUCCGUUGGUGCUUUCGAGCUGGAGUGCGCAUACGACACCCCGCCUGUGUCGUACCUGUGGCCGUCCCUCUGGGCACUGUUUGUGCUCGUGGUCUACUCGCUGCUGGCCUCCUGUCCUGACCCCCUGCCCUCCCAACCCCUCCCUGCUCCCCUUUUCCAUCCACCCUCACCAUCCAGCUAUGACACCCCGCCCGUCUCCUACCUGUGGCCGUCCCUCUGGGCGCUCUUCGUGCUCGUGGUCUACUCGCUGCUGGCGCUGGCCGUGUGGGCCAUCUGCUGCCACCUCGUGUGGCUGGAGCGAGACUACCAGCGCAUGCAGCGCCUCAAGGAUAGGAUGAAGGCUGCGAAACUGGUUGCGGAGCAUGCCGCCAAGGCCAAGAGCAACUUCCUUGCCGUCAUGUCGCACGAACUACGCACGCCGCUGAAUGCAGUCAUAGGUAAGCACCUCGUGCGGCUGGAGCGAGACUACCAGCGCAUGCAGCGCCUCAAGGAUAGGAUGAAGGCUGCGAAACUGGUUGCGGAGCAUGCCGCCAAGGCCAAGAGCAGCUUCCUUGCCGUCAUGUCGCACGAACUACGCACGCCGCUGAAUGCAGUCAUAGGUAAGCACCUCGUGCGGCUGGAGCGAGACUACCAGCGCUUGCAGCGACUCAAGGACCGCAUGAAGGCUGCCAAGCUCGUGGCUGAGCAUGCUGCCAAGGCGAAGAGCAACUUCCUCGCCGUCAUGAACCAUGAGCUGCGCACGCCGCUCAAUGCAGUUAUAGGCAUGAUGAAUCUGCUGGUGGACACGCCUCUGGACGCUACCCAGCUGGAUUAUGCCGAGACGGCUCGCACCAGCGGACGGGCGCUCGUGUCUCUCAUCAACGACAUUCUUGACCUCUCAAAGAUCGAGGCCAACCGCAUGGUGCUGGAAAAGGCGCCCCUAGAUAUUCGGAGGGACGUGGACGAGGUGCUGACCAUGUUUGUGGAGCGAUUCAGAGAGAAGCCGCAAGUGGAGGUGGCUGCGUAUGUCGAUCCCUCCGUGCCGCAGCUCGUUCUUGGUGACUCGCUCAGGCUUCGACAGGUGCUGAUCAACGUGCUGUCCAACGCAUGCAAGUUCACGGAGCGAGGGCACAUCCUGGUGUGUGUGCGCACGGCCCCCUUCACAGAGGACAUUCGGCGGGUCAUUGUGCUCAAAGGCGUUGCCAAGCGCAUGCCCACAGCGAACCCCACAGCCGCAUUCCCUCCCCCUCCUCCGCCUCCUGCUGCUGCUGCUGCAGCCAGUGCCGCUACAGCCGCUGCCGUUACAGGCUCUGCUGCUGCUACAGCCACUACAGCAGCAGCAGCAGCAGCAGCAGCAGCAGCAGCAGAGGCAAAGGCAGCAGGAACAGGCGGAGACGUGUCUGAUUCCAGGGCGGCAGGGCAGGUGGAGCAGCAACGGUCUGCUGGACAGGUGGAACAGCAACGGUCUACAGGACAGGUGGUAUCUGAUUCAAAGUCGGCAGGACAGGUGGUCCCUCUCCCCUCCCCCAGCCUCCAAACCACCAGCCCUCAAUCCAAACCCCGCAUCUCACCCAGGGGAACCCCUCCGGCCAAUCAGAGCAUGACAGGUGGCAGCAGGGCGGCAGGGAGGGAGGAAGGGGUGGGCGUGGGGUGCGGGGGAGGAGUGGGGGUCGAUGCCUGGCGGACGUGUAUAGAAUGGUCACCGGUGCAGGUGGGCAGCAAGGGCGCAGGAAGUGCGGGAAGCGCUAGGGAGAACGUCAGCAGGGGGAGUGGAAUGCGAGGAGAGAGAAGGGUGCUGACCCGGGUAGGGACUGGGAGUUCGGGAGAUCUCAAGAGGAUCGAAAGGAGACUCAGUGAAAGCCCAUCGGGGGGUGGUGGUGUUGGUGCUGGUGCUGGUGGUGACGGUUCUGCUGCUGCCGCUGCUGCGGCAUCUUCGUCUAGUCUCCCUUCUGUUGCUCGUACUCCAACCGCUGCUGCCGGCGCUGCCACCCCCCCUGCAUCAUCACCACCAGCAGCAGCAUCAUCACUCGCACCAGCAGCAGCAGCAGCAGCAGCAGCAGCAGCAGCAGCAGCAGCAGCAGCAGCAGCAGCAGCAGCAGCAGGGCUGUACCCAUCAAUGGCAGCAAGCACGACGCUGAGUGGGCUAGAGGCGGUGGACUCGUGCAACAGUUGGGCCACGAUCUGUGCCCUGCGCGCCCAAGCCAAAGCCGCCACCGCCCACCAGCGCUCUCGCCUCACUCCCUCUGCUGCUGCUGCUGGUACUGCCUCAGCUCCUGCUGGUGCCGCUGCCAGUGCCGCUGCCGGCCCUGGUGCCGCCGCUGGUAACCGCAGCGCCGCCGUGGUAACCGUCCUGCAGAAGAGCGUGCGACUGGUGAUCUCCGUAGAGGACACAGGCGUGGGCAUACCCUACGGAGUGCAGCGGCACAUCUUCAAGCCCUUCGUACAGGCAGACGCCUCAAACACGCGCACGCACGGCGGCACGGGAAUCGGUCUCGCCAUUUCGCGCCAGCUCGUGAAGCUCAUGGGCGGGCAGCUGACGUUUUCCAGCCGCCCGGGGGUCGGCACGACGUUUUACUUUGACAUUGUGGUGCCGUGCGCGAGUGCGGCUGAGGAGGCGGAGGCUGCUGCGGCGGCUAUCACCCCGAACGGCCGCGAUGGGAUGGGCGCGUUUCCGGGUUACUGGGGUGUCGCUGGUUCUGCCGGUGCGGGGGGGUAUGGGGGGGUUGAAGGCAACGUGGGGCAAUCAGCAGUGGAGCUUCAGAUGGGGUUUGACCGGAAUGCGUCAGCCAAGGAUUUGCAAGCACUGGCAGAUCUGGCUAGAGAGUCGACCCACGGGGCGGACUGGCACAGGCAGCUGCGGCCGGGGUGCCGCGACGGGCAGUUCCGAAAUGUUUUGGCACGCGUGUUGGACGGGAAUGCGUGGGACGCGGCGAUUCUGGUGACACAGGAGAGGGUGGAGGAGGGGGAGGCGAGGAGGAGGGGCUUUGAUGCGGUGCUGGUGAAGCCGGUGAGUGCUUCUAUCCGCUCCUUCUCCGGCCUUCCAAGGGCAGGCGUUGCUUCCCCGGGCCUGCAGCAGAUGCCAGGCUCGGCCAGUGCUGGCUCGGCCAGUGCUGGCUCGGCCAUGCCAGGCUCGGCCAGUGCUGCGGAAGAGGAGAGUGAGAGUGAGCUGGUGCCUUUUAGUGGCUGCAUGGGCCUCGUGCGAGGGAACUCGGCACAGGUUCAUCCGACAGGUGUGGACCUACCACGGAGUGACUCGGCACAUGCUGACUCAUCACGGUGUGACUCGGCACAGAUGGACUCAGCCGGAGCUUAUGCAACCGCUGCUGCUGCUGCUGCUGCUGCUGCUGCUGCUGCUGCUGCUGCUGCUGCUGCUGGUGCUGCUGGUGCUGCUGGUGCUGCUGCAACUGCUGUUUCUGCUGCCCCUGCUGCUGGCUCAUUGCGGAGAGCCAAGAGUGGGCUGCCAGGCGUGGGUGGGGCGGACAGAGAGGAAGCAUACGCGGAGGGAGGGGUGCGGCCGAUAGGCCGGGACAGCCGAACCACGUCUGCUUCCCGUGCUGCUCUCGCUGCUGCUGUGGGAGGAGGGGGAGCAGUGAGUAAGCAGCAGCAGCAGCAGCAGCAGCAGAAGCCCAAGUCAGCGAGUUUCCAGAUGCUGCAAGAGGCACUGCAGGGCAUGUCACUGCUGGUGGUACGUGGACGACAAUCUGGUGAACCGGAGGUGGUCGGGCGCAUGCUGCAGCGCUGCACUUUCCUCCUACCCUUCUCCCAACGCUUGACUUUGCACUUCCUCCCAAUCCACUGCCAGGUGGAUGACAACCUGGUGAACCGCAAGGUGGACGACAACCUGGUGAACCGCAAGGUGGACGACAACCUGGUGAACCGCAAGGUGGACGACAACCUGGUGAACCGCAAGGUGGACGACAACCUGGUGAACCGCAAGGUGGACGACAACCUGGUGAACCGCAAGGUGAUCGGGCGCAUGCUGCAGCGGUAUGGCGUGGGGGUGGAGAUGGUGGAUGGGGGCCGCAAGGCCAUUGAGAGGCUUGUGACGGGCGGGUGGGACAUCGACUGUGUUCUCAUGGACGUGCAGGUGGGUGUGUCUGUUAAGAUGCCCGAGAUGGAUGGGUGCGAGGCAACAGCUGCCAUCAGGAAGCUUGAAGGGGAGAGGCGGAUGGAGAGAGAGGAGAGGGCACAGAGGGCGGAAAGUGCAGAGAGGGAGGAGAGGGAGAGGUUGGAGGAAGCGGAGAGUGGGAGGGCGGAGAGAGAGGGAGAGUGUGUGAGGGACGCUGUGCCAGUGCUGCAGAGGGAGCAACUGAAGGCGACCCUUCCCGUUUCAGCGCGAGACACAUCAGCAACAGUAGCAGCGAAGGCAGGAUCAGCAGCAGCUUCUUCAGAAUGCAUAAGAGGAGCUUUACCAAAGCCGCCCACCCCCGCCAGAACCCCAUCCCCACUGCACCCUCGAAAAUCCCCUCUGCAAGCCCCAACACACACUCGCUCGCCCUCGUUCCAAGGCCGCACCUCCGCCUCCCCGCUGCAGCUUCUCAGAAGCAACCGGCACCGACGGCAUGUGAGCAGCGGGGAUUUGGACGGCCUAGGGGCGGGGUUCUGUCCACCCUCGCAGGCUGGUGGGCAAUCUGUUGCAGGGGAUAGGCACACCCCAUCUCCUAAGGAUGGGCACUUUGCGGUGAAGCACAACCCAACCGCACAGGCCAGGCAAACUACAGCAGCGAAUGGCAAUCCAAACCUAAAGGCCGAGCAAUCAGCAGCAGCAGCACACAGCCUGUCACAAGGCAGUGUAGCAAGGCUUAAAGCAGUGGCUGUUAGUGCUAGCGAGGGGACCCAGGGGGAGGCGAGACCUGGGGUGGGUACUCCCAAGGGAGGGGUGUUCUCUAAGUGGGUGGAGUUGACUAGCCCUACAUGGGGUCGGCAGCAGGUUGUGGAGCAGCAAUCACUGUUGGGAGAGGAGGGGAAACAGGGAGGAGAGGGAGGGGUGAAGCGGCCCAGUCAAGUUCAGCAAAGGAAUGAGCAACAUCAGCAGCAAAGGCAGGGUGUGCAGGAGCAGCAGGUACAGAAGCAGCAGCAGCAGCAGCAGCAGCAGUAUCAGCAGCAAAGGCGAGUUCCAGAGAUGGAUAGGGUGCUGAUAUUUGCGCUGACUGCGGAUAUUGGUGCGGGGACAAGGGAACGGUGUGCGCGGGUGGGCAUGGAUGGGUACAUGACAAAGCCUGUGGAGGAGGAGCAGCUGUGCCGAGUGAUGCUCGGUCCCCUCAGAUUACGGAAGCAAAUGAAAAUGGGAGCAACAUCUGAUGGAGAGUAG